This is a messenger RNA of Cavenderia fasciculata, 234 nucleotides long. RefSeq lists its product as uncharacterized. The transcript has 3 exons. Lineage: Eukaryota; Evosea; Eumycetozoa; Acytosteliales; Cavenderiaceae. The record is from RefSeq and is a predicted model, not a curated record. The coding region runs from base 1 to 234 and encodes 77 amino acids.
AUGAGCAACUUAUUCAAACUCGCCAGAAGAACACUCUUCAACAACAGACAACAAUUAUUAAGAGGUGGUGACCACGGUCACGGUCAUGGUCAUGGUCCAGAAUACGGUUUUUCACCAUCCAUCCAAAAGGGUCUCUCAUUGACCACCAAGAUUGUUGGUUGUGUUGUAUUUUUCUACGUCCCAUUCCUCUCCAUGUCUCACCAAAAGGCCAAGAGAGAAGCUACCUCUGAUUAA